Eucalyptus grandis is the source of this 1509-nucleotide messenger RNA. RefSeq names its product probable glucan 1,3-beta-glucosidase A. The record is from RefSeq and is a predicted model, not a curated record. The coding region runs from base 1 to 1509 and encodes 502 amino acids. Gene Ontology annotation, biological process: carbohydrate metabolic process; establishment or maintenance of cell polarity; actin filament bundle assembly. The transcript has 8 exons. Gene Ontology annotation, cellular component: cytoplasm; actin cytoskeleton. Gene Ontology annotation, molecular function: actin filament binding; hydrolase activity, hydrolyzing O-glycosyl compounds. NCBI's taxonomy places the organism in Eukaryota, Viridiplantae, Streptophyta, Magnoliopsida, Myrtales, Myrtaceae.
AUGGCGCACUGUUAUAGCCACCCAUUCGUGACGCUCUGUUCUCUCUGCAUGUUUCUUGCCUUGAUCCUCGCCCAGGCAGCCGAGUUCGAGUUGCCCCUCAAGGCUGUGAACCUUGGAAACUGGCUCGUGACUGAGGGGUGGAUGCUGCCUUCUCAGUUUGAUGGACUCCAGGGACAGCUCUUGGAUGGGACUCAAGUGCAGUUCCAGUCAACAAAGCUGAUGAAAUUCCUUUCUGCUGAGAAUAGCGGCGGAGCCACCAUCGUUGCCAAUCGUGACCAGGCCUCUGGCUGGGAAACUUUCAGGCUGUGGAGGAUUUCUGACACAAAAUUCAACCUCAGAGUUUUCAACAAGCAAUUUGUUGGAUUGCAAGGCCAAGGAACAACGGUUGUAGCAGUUUCCAGUACUCCGAGUAUCUCAGAGACUUUUGACAUCGUAAGGAAUCCAAACAAUCCCAAUCGAGUUCGACUCCAAGCAUCUAAUGGGAUGUUUCUCCAGGUAACGUCAUUGACGGAAGUGACGGCAGAUUAUACUGGAGGCUCGAGUUGGGAUGAUAAUGACCCGUCGGUCUUUGAAAUGAACAUCGUUGGCGGUUUACAAGGAGAAUACCAAAUAACAAAUGGGUAUGGCCCCAGUGCUGCCUCCAAACUCCUACAGGAUCAUUGGAACAGUUACAUUACCCAGCAGGACUUUGAAUUUAUGGCGACCAAUGGUCUAACUGCCGUGAGGAUUCCGGUAGGAUGGUGGACCGCGUAUGAUCCAGUGCCGCCGAUGCCUUUUGUGGGAGGCUCCCUAAAUGCACUGGACAACGCAUUUACAUGGGCAGCGAAGCAUGGUUUGAAGGUAAUAGUUAAUCUCCAUGCUGCUCCAGGAUCUCAAAACGGCGAAUCUCAUAGCGCAUCAAGAGAUGGAUAUCUGGAAUGGGGUGACUCUUACAUUGAGGACACUGUGAAAGUUAUAGACUUCCUAGCAGCAAGAUAUGGCAACCACCCGGCAUUGGUUGCGAUCGAGCUGAUGAACGAGCCUCUAGCUCCGGGUGUCAAGUUGGAGGAUCUUACUAAAUACUACCGGUUAGGUUAUGAUGCCGUGAGAAGUCACACUCUGAAUGCUUAUGUCAUCAUGUCCAACCGGUUGGGACCAGCCGACCCUCGAGAGCUCCUUCAGCUUGCGGAAGGCUUGAGCCGAGUCGUCAUCGACGUGCAUUACUACAACCUCUAUAAUCCGAUGUUUCAACAGUGGAAUCUGCAGCAGAACAUUGACUACAUCUAUAACAAUAGAGCUUCCGAUCUAAGCAAAGUAACCCCGGCAAACGGCCCCUUGAGCUUUGUUGGAGAAUGGACCUCGGUUUUGGACUUCAAAGGGGCAACAAUGGGGGAUUCGGGGAGCUUUGCAAAGGCUCAGCAAGAUGUGUAUGGGCGGGCCACUUUCGGGUGGUCGUAUUGGUCUUAUAAGUGCCAGUAUGAUGGGUGGAAUCUCCAACAGUUAAUUCAAGACGGCCUUAUACAGAUCUAG